AUGGCGGCGCCUGGCUCGCGGGGCCUGGCGGAGCUCGCGUUGCUGACGGCGGAGACCCCCCCGGGGAAGAGGAUCUAUGGCGAAGUGAAGCCGUACAAGUCGGAGGGGACCAAGGACUGCAGCGCGUGGGUCGGGGCGAGCUGCCACAUUGGCAAGACGGUAGUGUGGAAGAAAGAUGGCGGCAUGGUGUUGCUUCAGGCCGAUAUCAUCGGCAGGAAGCUGAAAGAGGAGGUGAUAAUCGAGUCCAAGAGCGUACCGAGCAACGUGAAGCCAGGGUACACAGGGCCGACGCCGCGCCCGGCCGAGCUCGGCGAGAAGAUCGUGAAGGCGGAAAUCGGCGGCAAGCAGCUCGCGAUCGUGGACAACAAACACCAGCUGUGGAUUCGGAGCCUCAGCUACGAUGAGGAGUACAAGUACACACACCUCCUGGACCUCACGCCGCCGGAGCCACCCGCGGGCGCCCUGCCGCCGCCGCCGCCGCCGAUCGACUUCUCGGCCGGCUACUGGAUGACGGCUGCCAUCGGCCCAGACGGCAAAAUGCACAUUUGGACCACCGAGGACGCGCCGAACCACCUCAAGAAGGCCCUGCUGUCCGUCGGCGCUGGUGCGCCCGACUGGGAGACGCUCGACGAAGACUACAUGCGGUGCGUCGUCGACCCCCCGGGCGGCAAGCAGUUUCUCAGCGUCUCAGCCGGCGACCACCACCUCGUGUACGCGCUGCGCGGCAUCAACUGCCCCGACGAGAUCUGGACCGUCGGACAGCGCGUCAAGGAGCGCUUCAGCCGUGCGUACGGCUUCACCACCGUCUACAGCGAGUCGCCCACCCGCAUCCUGCUGCCGCGCGCCACGGCCGUCACCUGCGUCGAGGCGGGCGACAAGGACCGCUCGCUCGCGAUCACUGACGUCGGGGCGUUCACGUGGGGGCCUGACGUCAUCCCGGGCACGGAUCACUGGAGUGAAAGCGGGUGGUCGAAGCAGUACCGUCCGACGCCGCGGCCCGCGGACGGCGCGCCCACGGGGGCCGCGGGGGCGCCGGACGGGCUUUUGGGGGGCGUGCUGGCCCCGCACACGAACACCGUGGUGUUGUGGGACCGCGCGGGGGGGGUCUGGGUGUACGAGGCGACGAAGUGCGACAAGGGCCGGGCCGAGGCGUUCCUGCAGCCCCUGAGGCACUUCCAGGGGCCGCAGCUGUCGGUCAGGAUGGCUUUCCAGACCGGGCCGCGCGACCUGUUCCUGCUGGUCGAGAAGGCAGCGGAAGGCGACGUCAGGAUGGUCAACGCCACGCCCGUGCAGUGA
This is a messenger RNA of Pedinophyceae sp. YPF-701, 1296 nucleotides long. The record is from the annotation of a GenBank genome assembly. Lineage: Eukaryota; Viridiplantae; Chlorophyta; Pedinophyceae.